Molecule: messenger RNA, 992 nt
Organism: Solanum verrucosum
Lineage: Eukaryota; Viridiplantae; Streptophyta; Magnoliopsida; Solanales; Solanaceae
Product: aquaporin SIP1-2-like
Exons: 3
Coding region: 130-849 (239 amino acids)
Biological process (GO): transmembrane transport
Cellular component (GO): membrane
Molecular function (GO): water channel activity
Source: RefSeq, a predicted model, not a curated record
AAGCAUGAAUCUUCCUUCGUUUCCAUCUGGUCGUCUUGUAUGUAUUUGUACUACGUAGAAGUUGGGAGUUGACUCUUGUCUACCGAUCUCCCCUUCCUCUCUUCGAACGGCACUAGCUUACACAGAGAGAUGGGUGUUAUUAAAUCAGCGAUUGCUGAUGGGUUAUUGACGUUUUUGUGGGUUUUCUGCUCCUCUAAUAUUGGGGUUUCUACUUAUUUCAUAGCUUCUUAUUUUGGUGUUGUCAAUGAAAUUGCAUCCCUCUUCAUAACUACCCUUAUUGUUUUUCUUAUUUUCUUGGUGUUUGGUUUUCUUGGUGAUGUAUUGGGUGGUGCUGGUUUCAAUCCAACUGGAAAUGCUGCAUUUUAUGCUGCUGGUCUUGGUGAAGAUUCUUUUGUCUCUGCCGCUGUUCGUUGUCCUGCUCAGGUAGCAGGUGCAGUUGCUGGUUCACUAGCACUCAUGGAGCUUAUGCCUAAACACUAUCACCACAUGCUUGACGGGCCUGCUUUGAAGGUGGAUGUACAAACCGGAGCUAUUGCAGAGGGUGUCUUGACCUUCGUAAUCACAUUUAUGAUCUUUGUCAUUGUACUAAGGGGUCCGGAAAGUACACUUCUCAAGAAUUUGUUGCUCACUAUGGUAACUCUACCAUUGGUACUUGCAGGUUCAAACUACACUGGACCUUCUAUGAAUCCAGCCAAUGCAUUUGGCUGGGCUUACCUAAGCAAUACACACAACACAUGGGAACACUUUUAUGUUUAUUGGAUCAGCCCCUUCAUAGGAGCAAUUUUGGCUGCAUGGAUUUUUCGUGCUCUAUUUCCGCCUCCAGUAGAGCAGAAGCAAAAACGGAACUGAAUAAAAUUAUUCUGCUUCGAUUCAUUCUCCAGCUCCUAUACUGUUGUUGUAGCUUGUCCACCAUAAAAUGAUCUUACCACAUUCAGUGUUCAUGUACUAUAUCAUUUUAUGAAAUUAUAAAAGAUAGUAUUUUCCUACCAUUU